Molecule: messenger RNA, 1123 nt
Organism: Hevea brasiliensis (rubber tree)
Lineage: Eukaryota; Viridiplantae; Streptophyta; Magnoliopsida; Malpighiales; Euphorbiaceae
Product: protein LIGHT-DEPENDENT SHORT HYPOCOTYLS 10
Exons: 2
Coding region: 211-735 (174 amino acids)
Biological process (GO): response to light stimulus; mRNA transcription
Cellular component (GO): nucleus
Source: RefSeq, a predicted model, not a curated record
AAAAAAAUAGAAAGAUGAAGAAGAAGAAAAAGAAGAUGGCCCCAUGGUAUGUCCACUCAUCACUAGUCCCAUGAUGUGAAGGUCAUCUUCCUCUCCACUAACUCUCUCUUACCCUAUUCUUUUCACCUCUUGCUGUCUCUCUCCCUCAGUUCAUCCUUUGCCUUACCUAGCAAAACCAUACUCGGCCAUUAAUUAAUUUGAUCAUAGCCCAUGUCGAGUGAAAGAGGAAAAGAUUUAGCACAAGGAUCCAAUGAAGACCAUCAACAGUCUCAGUCUUCUGCUGCUACUCCAAGCCGUUAUGAAUCUCAGAAAAGAAGAGAUUGGAAUACUUUUGGUCAGUACUUGAAGAAUCAGAGGCCUCCUGUACCUCUUUCACAGUGCAAUUGCAACCAUGUCCUUGACUUCCUCAGAUAUCUAGAUCAGUUUGGCAAGACUAAGGUCCAUCUUCAAGGGUGCAUGUUUUAUGGGCAGCCUGAGCCUCCGGCUCCUUGUACCUGCCCUCUCAGGCAAGCUUGGGGCAGCCUCGAUGCCCUCAUCGGUAGGCUGCGAGCUGCUUAUGAAGAAAAUGGAGGUCCUCCUGAGACUAACCCUUUUGCCAGUGGUGCUAUUCGUGUGUAUCUAAGGGAGGUUAGGGACUGUCAAGCUAAGGCAAGAGGUAUUCCUUACAAAAAGAAGAAAAAGAAGCCUAGUCCAAGCACAGGGAAUGAUGAAUCAAGCUCUGCCAUGCACUUCUAGUAUCUUUUAUGUUCAUCCUUUGCGCUUUCUCUGGAUAUUUUACUAUAUGCAUCUUGUUGAUAUGGAUAUAUGGUGGGAGAAUCAAGUACUGAAAGAAAUUGUUGAAGGGAGAAUGUAUAUUUCUGAAGUUGCUGUUAGUUUCUUUGCUACCCAAUUGCAUAAGAUGAUCAAAGGAGAUCGAACUGAUGAUUUCAAGAACACUUCUCUCGCAUGAUGUUCUAAUGAUGGAUAUAUAUCAGUCUCUCCCUUUGUUAUUUGCCGUUCCUGAAUUUGUAAGCUUGCUUUUUAUUAGAUCUAUGUCUACGUUAUGCAUAUAUAUGCCACUGCUGUUAAUUUUCUCAAAAAUAAUAUGGCUGAAAUAAAAAAUUUUUUCCCCUCCCUUUAAUCA